Talaromyces atroroseus is the source of this 831-nucleotide messenger RNA. RefSeq lists its product as hypothetical. Gene Ontology annotation, cellular component: Cdc73/Paf1 complex. The transcript is spliced from 6 exons. The record is from RefSeq and is a predicted model, not a curated record. Lineage: Eukaryota; Fungi; Ascomycota; Eurotiomycetes; Eurotiales; Trichocomaceae. Gene Ontology annotation, molecular function: protein binding. The coding region runs from base 1 to 831 and encodes 276 amino acids.
AUGAUAAUAUCAGCUUCCGGCGCAUCUGCCCUUCAGAUUCAUUCAACUUCUGAUGCAGAUUUUCCACUCGUUCAAACGAUACUGGCUGCACACAAAAUCGGAUGCCAUCAUGUCGUCACUUCGAGGAACGGCCUGAAAGCUGCCAGCGUUGGAUUUGGGGGCGAAAUCAAGACCUGGGUCAAUGAUGACGGACAGUGGUGUGAAGAUACAGCUUUAUCAGAUGCCUUGAAAGAACCAGACACAUGGGCAAUUGCCCUAUCAGAUGAUGCUCGGUAUCUCGCUGGAACUACACAUAACGGUCAUGUCAAGGUCUGGGACUUGAAUAGCAAGGGCGAACAAUGCAGAGAUUACGAGACCAAGGGAACCUUUGGGUCUUGCAUCGACAUGUCAAGUGAUGGGAAGUACAUCGCAAGCGGUCAUCAGAGUGGAAGUAUUUACAUGUUUAGCAAUGAAACUGGCCGACUUAUAAAACCAGUACGCGCAGUCGCAUUUUCUCCUGGCGGGAAGCUACUCGCAGCAGCCGGCGAUUCCAAAGUUAUUGUGCUGUAUGAUACAGAAUCAGGCGAGCAGGUGACUCAACUCACCGGCCACUCGGCGUGGAUUUUAUCUUUGGACUGGAGCCAUACUGGUGAAUACCUUCUAAGCGGAUCGUUCGACGGCAAGGUGAAAGUAUGGUCUGUUGAACGCCGAGCGUGUGUUGCAACACACUCAGAAACGGACAAAGCUGUAUGGAGUGUUAAGUGGUUACCAAAGGUGGGCAGAACCGAAGGAUUUGCGACUGCUGGUGCUUCUCGUAGCAUAUCCUUCUACAGGGAAGCAACAGGUGGUUAG